Glycine soja is the source of this 873-nucleotide messenger RNA. RefSeq lists its product as uncharacterized. The transcript has 3 exons. NCBI's taxonomy places the organism in Eukaryota, Viridiplantae, Streptophyta, Magnoliopsida, Fabales, Fabaceae. The record is from RefSeq and is a predicted model, not a curated record. Bases 168 to 470 code for a protein of 100 amino acids.
AUUGUAGUGUCCUUGACCAACCAAAACGUGACGUGAAAAAAUGGUAGAAGAACAGCGCCGCAAAAAGUCAGAAGAGCGCAACGCAACGCAACGCGAAGAAUGGGAGGUUGGAGGCGGAAGCAGAUCAUGUUAUGACUCGUCGCAAGUAAAAAUAGGGAAAGAAAGCCAUGGUGGCGGCGCUUAGUUAUAGAACCUUGUCCUUGGUGUCAAUGAACACUACUCUGGGGUUGGUGAUUUUUAAGAGAUCUUCCAACUCUUUCAUGGAUGAGUUAAAUGUGGUGCCAGAAAGCAGGGAGGCCAUUGGUGGCGGCCUGUAUAAGUUGCAUCAUACCCUGCCUCUUAAUGUUUCUGAGUACAUUUUACAAGCUCUGAAGCCAAGGACAGAACUCCUGAGAUUACUGUAUCAGCAAUGUCAUGCAAUGCAAGAGAUGACCCUGGAUUUGUGUUUGCCACUUCUGGAAGAGCAGUGAGCAUAAACUAUUGUUCUUUAGUUAGGGAAUCUCAUAUUCUUAUAGUCUAUGUUUCUAUUAUGUUUUUGUUUUGUUUGGUAUGUUUAAAAAGAUAGCAGGGAAGAUCUCCUCAAAUGAACAAACAAACAAAAAGGGCACUGGGAAGAUUAACAGAGAAAAAUAAUAGGAUAGUUGGGAAGCUAAAUUCCACAUUAUUUUCACUAUCAUUAUUGACCCCACCAAUUUUUAAAUUGAAGAGAAGUUUUACUGUGAUAAACCUAGUUCCAUCUCAAGAUAGAUGACAGAGAGGGGAACAUAGCUCACUAUACUCCUGUAUAACAAAUUUUAGUUCUAAUUCUUGGGAGUGAGAUAAUUUUUUAACACACUCAUUCUAACAUGGUACCUUCUUCAUUUUGGGGCAAGU